AAUCCAGCCGGCGGGCCGACUCCCGGCGACCCCCCAGGAUGCCAGAGGCCGGGAACUCCUGCCAGGACCUCACGCGAUGGAAGAAGAAGAAGCCGCCGGUCCGCCGCACGGUCAGCCAGAUCUGCCCACCCCCGCGGCGGCCCCUGACCGUGGCCGACAUCCGGCCGGGCAUGGAGAACGAGAGGCUGGGGGUCGUGCGGGAUUCCAUGUUUCAGAAUCCGCUCAUCGUCAAGGCUGAGCUCGGGAAGCCCCGGGAAAGAAGCUGCAGUCUGCCCGGAAUUAAUUUUAAUUACGGGCUCUACAUCCGGGGGCUGGAUGGAGGGGUCCCUGAAGCCAUUGGACACUGGAACGUGUAUAAACAGCAGCCGACCUGCCCCCACGAGCUGACCCGGAAUUAUAUCGCCAUGAACCGAGGGGCAGUGAAGGCUGGCCUGGUCACCGCCAGGGAGAAUUUGCACUACCGUCAGCUCAACGACAUCCGCAUCAGUGACCAGGAUGACAGGCGCCUCAAGAAGGAACCGCCCUCCCUCCCUCCAAAUAUGACCUUCGGGAUCCGGGCACGGCCUUCCACCCCCUUCUUUGAUCUGCUGCAGCAUCGGUACCAGCAGCUGUGGGUGCAGGAACAGAAGGCCACCCAGAAAGCCAUUAAACUGGAGAAAAAGCAAAAGGUGAUCCUCGGGAAGCUCUACGAGACCCGGAGCAGUCAGCUGAGGAAGUACAAGCCGCCUGUGAGGCUGGACGCCCUCUGGCACAUGCCUCACUUCCAGAAGGUGGGCCCCCAUCUCGCGACCUUCCCCACCGAGGCCGAUCGCCAGAGAGCCUUCAAAGCCCACCGGGAAGAGUGCGCCGUACGCCAGGGGACCCUGAGGAUGGGCAACUACACCCACCCCUAAAGCCUGUCUGAUGCGGUAGAAAAUUCUCUGAAGGACUUGCCUGCCUUGCCCUAACUCACACAAAGACACUCCCCCACCGUUCUGCGGCUUCUGCCUCGGCCAGGACCUCAGAUUCGGGUCUUAGAUGACUUAUUUUUGCUAAGAGCCCACCUUUAGAGCUAGCCACACUCGCUCCCCUGAGCCCCAGCAACCCCUCACUUAGGCACUCCCCUCCUCCAGCGGGACUCUACUUUGCUUCUCAAGGCCCAGCCUGAUAAGAGAAACUCAAGUUUCAAGGCAGAUUUUAUAGGCUCCAGACUAAGGCUCUGUCCUCAAGUAUUAAAAACAACCCAUGUAUUUUCUGUAGAAAGUGUGACAGCAUCAUGCUUUGAAAGCCCUCAUUUCGUAUUGCAAACGUGAGCUUUAAUUUCUCUUUUUGGGAUGCCUGAUGUCUCUCCGUGGCAGUACUAUAUCUCUGGGACCCUUGC
Dama dama (fallow deer) is the source of this 1360-nucleotide messenger RNA. RefSeq names its product cilia and flagella associated protein 77 (gene CFAP77). The record is from RefSeq and is a predicted model, not a curated record. The transcript is spliced from 6 exons. Bases 39 to 893 code for a protein of 284 amino acids. Lineage: Eukaryota; Metazoa; Chordata; Mammalia; Artiodactyla; Cervidae.